Magallana angulata is the source of this 2465-nucleotide messenger RNA. Its product is annotated as ganglioside-induced differentiation-associated protein 1-like. Lineage: Eukaryota; Metazoa; Mollusca; Bivalvia; Ostreida; Ostreidae. The transcript is spliced from 5 exons. The record is from RefSeq and is a predicted model, not a curated record. Gene Ontology annotation, cellular component: mitochondrial outer membrane. Gene Ontology annotation, biological process: mitochondrial fusion; mitochondrial fission. Bases 88 to 1023 code for a protein of 311 amino acids.
GGUUGAAACGCUCCGUUCCCGCCCGAAUUUACUUAGUCGGGCAAUAUAUUUGACACAACUUCACAAGCGCCUGCAGUUACACGGACGAUGAGCGACCUAACGCUGUAUUACUUUCCAGCAUCCUAUUAUUCACAGAGGGCUCUUUUAGCUCUCUAUGAAAAGAAUGCAAAAUUCAAACACAAGGUGGUGUUUAUUCACUCUGGGGACCAGAAUGACCCCACCUAUAUGAGGAUGAAUCCUGCCGGCCAGGUGCCAGUGCUGACAGAUGGAAAGAAGGUCAUCACCGAAUCUGAUGCAGUGAUUAGAUAUGUGGAUGAAAAUGUACAUACAGGUUCUACAUUGAUCCCUGAUGAAAGUUCUCCGGUUGGUAAAGAAGUGGCUCGUUUAUGGAAAUUGAUUAAUACUGUGAAGGUGGAAAUUGUUACUUUUGGGGUAGUCAACUUCCAGGAUUUGUCCAAGUCAGGCCUUCAUCCAAUGGCACAAGGAAUGAAAGGUUUUCUUGGAAAACGAUCUGAUGAAAUAAAGAAAAAUCUAACAGCUUUAGCUGACAAAUAUCCAGAUCUUCGUGAUGCUUACAAUGUGAAGAUUGAAUCUGCCUUCAAUUUUCAGCAAAAUUAUCAGAACAGAGAACUUGUUGUUCAGAUAUUGAAUGAUUUGGAAAAAACUUUUGAUGAAAUGGAAAGGACACUGAAAAAAGUUACAGAAGAGCAGGGUGUCAGUGAUCCUUGGUUGGUGGGGCCACGCUUUACGGCAGCGGACAUUGCUCUGACCACUCUUCUAGACAGGAUAUCAUUCCUCGGACUAGCUGAGCGAUACUUCACCUUGGAGGUUCGCCCUCUUCUAUACAGCUACUUCAAGAGGCUAGGGACCAGGAAGAGUGUUCAGCAAGUCAGGGCGGGGAUUGCUGGCAUCCCACGGCUGUUUAUUCUACGUAAACUGAAGAAGUCUUCCCCGUUUGUUGUGGGGGCACUUGCUGUUGGUAUAGCAGCUGCUGUGGCAUAUAAUAUAGUCAAUAAGAAGUAAACAACGUCUUGGAGAGGCUAAUACAUGUAAAUAGACUUAUAGACAGCAUGUAGCUGAUAAAUGAGAAAUCUUUCAAGGAGACUUGACAAUCUGCAAUCAUGUUAUGCAGGCAGUAGAUGUAAAUUAUUCAGUAGAACUGCUAUUUAGGUUGUACAUGUAAGCACAUGUAAUACAUAUAUAACUCUGUCAUAGGGCAUGGAUAUGAAUUUUGUUACUGAUAGUUUUUAUACCUUUGUUACAUAAUGUUCUGGUCAUUCCUUUAUGAUAUGAUUUGUUCUCUCUGUCUGUCAUGAUGAUUUUAUUUUGAUUUGCAAGUACAUAGUAAUUUGAAAUGUGGUUGUCAGGUUUAAAUGUGUAUAAAUGAUGACAUUGGUUUUAUAAUAAUUUGCCUACGGUACUUGCUGGGUUUUAGAGGGUGUCCAUAGGGAAAGCUGGCAUAUUGAAUGUAUAUUCAUUAAAUUAGAAAUGCAACCUAAUAUUUUUUUUCUUUUUCAACCAUCUGUAACAUAGAGAAAAUGAAGAAAGUCUCUACACAAUAAAGGGCAAAUAACUCUUGCUGAAGCACCUCAUUUACAUGUACAUUGUUACAUAUUUCAUAGAAUAUCAUUGACUCUUUUAAAAGCUAGCCGUGUACAUGUAAUAGAUAAGUAUCACAAGAAGCGGGAACCUGGCACCAGUGUUAUGUGUCUACACUGAAAUAACAAAUAUAAUGUCUUAACCUUGUAACAUGCAAGAUCGUGGAGUUUGAUAGCUGUAAUGUCACUCGGGAGUUCUGAGAACAGUUUCAUGAUAGGUACAACUGAUUGAUUACAAAAUCGAUUACAAAGUAAACUCUUUUGUGUAGAAUAGAAUAGUUCAGUAGCAGAGAAAUAUGAUGAAUUCUUAUUCAAUACAAAUUUCAGGCAGAUGAUUUAUUUAUAUGAAUUGUUGUACACUGCUUCUUUUUCUUCAUGGCAUUGCAUUGUGAUUAUCAUGUACUCAGUUUCGGUGUAGAUUUUAUUAGGCUUGCAUACUUUAUUAUCAAUAUAUUUUUAUCAUCUAGUCUGUGAUUUGAAUCUAUUUUUUUUUUUUUUUAAGGUUUGUGAUAUAAAUUUGACAGUGAAUGUAUUUUGCUGAAAUGUUCAGAAGUUGUACAAUCUUAAAACAUAUUAGUGCAAUAAAUAUAUCCGAAAGUAUUGAAAAAUCUGGUUCCAGAUACAGAAGGCCAAAUGUUAACUGAACUUCAGAACACGUUUAUAUUUACGUAUACACUUCUAUUUGUUCAUUUAUGAGUAUUUUGAAUAACUUUCUGGCUAGCAAUAUGAAUGGUUGAGGUUGUAGAUUUUUUUCCCUACUUUUUAAUAUACCAAUAUACAUUUUGUUUGUUUUGAUAGGAUUUCUUAAUAUUUAGGACCAAUUCUUAUCACUUGAAAAUAUUAUCCAAGAUAAAUUAUAAAAAGUUA